Messenger RNA from Caenorhabditis sp. 36 PRJEB53466, 2385 nucleotides. The record is from the annotation of a GenBank genome assembly. NCBI's taxonomy places the organism in Eukaryota, Metazoa, Nematoda, Chromadorea, Rhabditida, Rhabditidae.
AUGGGCAAGCAGUUUGUCGGAACCUGUGGUGAUUAUAUUUCAAAAUGGGAUAACGAAAGUAUAUAAAAUCUACAGACGGCUACGGAAAGCUGAUCGGCUGCAAAAAUUGUCAUACUUAUAUCACCUCGUUUCAACAUCAGACCAGUCCUCAUUUCAAUGGUGAGAGUGUGGAUAGUUAGCUCGAAACCUUUCAAGUUUAGGGAGCACCGGACCUGCUACGCUGUUCGAACGGGUGUGGAAUGUAGAACACGGCAGCUCGGAGCAGCGCAAAAUGACCACCGGAUGGCACAUUGUCCGUGAUGUAAUGUGCAUAAUUUGCAAGGUAGAGACCUCAGAAUAAAAUAAAAUAACGAAACGGCUAACAGAGCAAGCUCGGAUGGAUGUACGAGAUGGCGAUGGAGCCGGAUCAGGUGUACAAAGAAGGGCAAGUAAUUCUUGAGAAUGCGCUAGUUUGCACAAUAUCGCAAUGCCUCACCGACCCAUUGGGAGAUAACAUGUAUGGGCUCAUCUACCGAUAAUUUCAUUUGCUUCAAUUUCCAGCAAAAGACAGAAAAGCGUCAAUCCUAUUCCAAAUAUAGAACAAUCGCGCACCCGUUCGCCUUCGGAGAGCUCUCAAUCUAGUCGUUCCAACUCGGAAAGCAGUUCUUCCAAUUCGGGCAGCAACGUUUGACGCGUCGGCCGCCAAUGAAGAAAUCUUCCUGUAAAUACCCUGUGCACAGUGUUUAAAACUACUUUUCCGUGCCGCGUAGAUCAUUCAUGCUAUCUCGCUUUCUGCCUAGAUCAUAGCUCUCCACAUGUAAAAAAUCACUGCACAUAAGUUCAUUUGACUUGUCUGUUCAUUCGCCGAUUACCUCAUUCUCGCCUUCUUUUCCGUGUUUAUAGUCACUCCGACCAGUCACAGUUCAUUUUUUUGUCCCCGCUUUCCUCAUUUCCUCCGACUUUUCUUUCAUCAAACCUUUCGUUUCGAUUGAACUCCGCAUGUACAUAACGUUUUCCUUUUUCAAUUGGUCAGUUGUAAAAUGCAAACACUCUUUGGGAAAUUGUUCUGCCGAUUGACUUUUCCUGGGUUUCAACCAAAUUCCUUAUCUCCAACUUUUAACUGAUUUUCUGUUUUUGUUCUUAUCAAUCACCGUUUCAGAUGGGUUUAAAAUUCUUCGAGAACGUUGGAGGGAACAAGAUAUUCAUUUGCGCCGAAUGCUCUGUGUACUUGGCCGACAAAUCGUCAUGUCAAUCGACGGAAUUCACAGGUAAGAAAUAUGACGGUGACGGAAAUAACUUGAACGGAAUAAUUUUCAGGGAUAACUGGUCAAGCUUACCUCUUCAAGAACGUCGUGAACGUUUCUUACGGACCGAUGGAUCUACGAGAAAUGAGAACAGGAAAUCACUACGUGCGCGAUGUCUCCUGCCAGUCAUGCGACACAAAACUCGGAUGGAUGUACGAAUUGGCUCCAAAGAAUGAAGAGCGGUACAAAGAAGGUUGGUGAUCUGCUCCAGAAUGGCGUCAAAACCGCUCCAAAGCUUUCAGGAUCCGUCAUUCUCGAGCGUGUCUACAUAAUCGAGACGGAUGGCAUUUCGAAAGAACCGAGUAUAAUGCUUGCACGUGCUCGACGGCCGUACGACGUUAACAACGUCCGUCUCAGAAUUGCCCAUCGACAAGAAGUGGACAGAUUGCACAACGUCGAAAACGCAUUCCGUUUUGACCGCGUACGUGGGCCGCCGGUCAUAGCGAUAUUCGAUGAAGAACAAGUUAAAAACGAUUUUCUAAUGAACGAGAAUCAAGUGAUAAGGAUGCGAGAAGAUGUGCGACUGCUGAAUGAAGCUAUCGCAGCGAGUGCCCGCGGCGACAAUGCAGUUUUGUGGGCUCUCGGAUUCCGUGCAGACAUUGCCCGUCAGUUCAGAGAGUUGAGCGAUGUAAGGACAGUAAAGAGUUCAUACAAACAUGCAUUUCUUCAGAUGCUGGACGGUGAGCCGUACCGACCUUCAAAUGAAGCUGAUCACAAUCUGGUUCUCCUUUUCGAAAGAAUGAAUCGCGAACAAGAGCGCGUUCGAUUCCAUGCUCAGGCUAAUGCUGGUGUGAUGGACUUCCGUCAGUUCCUCGAGGAACGUGACGUUUUCGCGCAAGUGCAAGCCCAGUUGAAUGCGUACGCUGAUCGUCAUCAGCGACGACUUAUGCAAGAAGAACAGCUUCGAAUGGAAGAAGCAGAAAUUGGAGAAGGAGAGGACGCAGCGAUGGAUAACGUUCUGGCUCAAAUACGAGAAGCGCGGGCGAGGAUGGAUGCAAUGCCACAACAAGAGGAAGAAGAGAUAGAGGAUGAGAUCGACAUGCAGAUGAAUGACGUGGAAUUGCGCGUUUUGAACGAGUUACUCAACAGACAAGGACGAUAA